Molecule: messenger RNA, 993 nt
Organism: Bacidia gigantensis
Lineage: Eukaryota; Fungi; Ascomycota; Lecanoromycetes; Lecanorales; Ramalinaceae
Exons: 5
Coding region: 1-993 (330 amino acids)
Source: RefSeq, a predicted model, not a curated record
AUGGCCACUUCGUCCUCUACCUUUCAAACGGCUCAAUCUUUCUCCUCAUCUACCACAAGUUGGUCUCUGACUGGGUCUACUUUGUCUACUUCAUCAAUUACUAUUGACAGUACUGAAACCGACGUAAUCUCAACGACGACAACCAAAUUUGUUACCGUGACUCGUCAGCAAAAACAUAAGGCACGCGAACUUGAUAAUCUAGAGCCGAACGGGAUAGAUGUCGAGCGAAGAGAUAUCAUUCGGCGUCAGAACAACGCGAAUACUGCCACUGUUCCACAGUCCUUGACAGCUUUCCCCUCAUCUAUUAUCAGCGCUGCAUGUAGUCUGAACGCUUACCAACCUACAAGUUUACCAACCGUAACAAGAACCACGAUUUCAACAGUAGUCAAUACUCUUUAUCAAACUCAGCCAUCAGCCUACACCGACCAAUUGAACACAGUAUCGAGCGAAACAACCGUCAAAUUCGGUACUGUGACGACGUUAGUGACAAUUGAUCCGUUCACUGUACGAAACACACGUACAACUCUCACCACAACGACGAAGACAGAGACAACUGCCUGCAUUGCCUAUGCUACCCCUGCUGUCUACUUGAGCAGUCCCACAGCCCUUGUGGGCAGUCCGUCAGGCGCAGCGGCAAAUUAUGAUGAUUUCUCAUAUAAAUUGACUACUCCCUUUCCCUUACAACUCGAAGGACAUGAACUGACAUUCGAGCAGUAUGUGUUCAAAGGACAACCUCAGGGAAUAUACUACCAAGUUGAGGGCACUAAGAUCACAUUUGAAUUUUACUUGUCUCAUUACAACGAUGCCACACAAUACUAUCAUUACCUCCUCAUUUAUGAUACAACUCAGCCUGGCAACGUCACGUUCAAGUAUCUCCAAGUGCUUGACCUUGGCGCCAGUGCUACGGUUGGAGUGCAAGGCAAAUACCUGCUGAAAUUGUUCACCAAAAGCACCCUAGGAAUUCUGCCCCGCGUGCCUACUGGGAACGCUUGA